Messenger RNA from Aethalodelphis obliquidens (Pacific white-sided dolphin), 6106 nucleotides. It is a transcript of the gene LIMCH1, whose product is annotated as LIM and calponin homology domains 1. The coding region runs from base 59 to 3235 and encodes 1058 amino acids. The record is from RefSeq and is a predicted model, not a curated record. Lineage: Eukaryota; Metazoa; Chordata; Mammalia; Artiodactyla; Delphinidae. Gene Ontology annotation, molecular function: myosin II head/neck binding; actin binding. The transcript has 26 exons. Gene Ontology annotation, biological process: actomyosin structure organization; regulation of focal adhesion assembly; positive regulation of stress fiber assembly. Gene Ontology annotation, cellular component: stress fiber.
GGCGGCGGCCGUCCUCAUCCCGGCGGCCCAGCGCUUGAGUAGACGCGGGGCUUCGCAAAUGGCUUGUGCCGCUCUCGGUCUGGAAGCUCUUCAGCCCCUGCAGCCUGAGCCGCCCCCCGAGCCCGCCUUCUCCGAGGCGCAGAAGUGGAUCGAGCAAGUAACUGGCAGAAGUUUUGGUGAUAAAGAUUUUCGGACAGGGUUAGAAAAUGGAAUCCUUCUCUGCGAGUUGCUGAAUGCUAUAAAGCCAGGACUUGUUAAAAAGAUCAACAGAUUGCCUACCCCCAUUGCAGGAUUGGACAAUAUCAUAUUAUUCUUGAGAGGUUGUAAAGAGCUCGGCCUUAAAGAAUCUCAACUUUUUGACCCGAGUGACCUACAGGAUACGUCCAACAGAGUAACAGUCAAGAGCCUUGAUUAUAGCAGGAAGCUGAAAAAUGUACUAGUGACUAUCUACUGGCUGGGCAAAGCAGCGAAUAGCUGUGCAUCUUACAGUGGGACAACACUAAACCUGAAGGAGUUCGAAGGCUUGCUGGCUCAGAUGAGGAAGGAGACUGAUGACGUUGAGAGCCCUAAACGUAGUAUUCGAGACAGUGGCUACAUCGACUGCUGGGACUCUGAGCGCAGUGACUCCCUCUCUCCCCCUCGACACGGCAGAGAUGAUUCCUUCGAUAGCCUGGAUUCCUUUGGCUCCCGUUCCCGGCAGACACCUUCGCCAGAUGUAGUCCUCAGGGGAAGCAGUGAUGGGAGAGGAAGCGACUCUGAAUCCGACUUGCCCCAUCGGAAGCUGCCGGAUGUGAAGAAGGAUGACAUGUCUGCGAGGCGGACAUCCCACGGUGAGCCAAAAUCAGCAGUGCCUUUUAACCAGUACCUCCCCAACAAAAGCAACCAGACAGCCUACGUCCCCGCACCUCUGAGAAAGAAGAAAGCAGAGCGAGAGGAAUAUCGGAAGAGCUGGAGUACUGCCACCUCCCCACUGGGUGGGGAGAGGCCCUUCAGAUACGGACCGAGAACUCCUGUGUCUGAUGACGCAGAGAGCACGAGUAUGUUCGACAUGCGGUGUGAGGAGGAGGCCAAGGUGCAGCCGCACAGCAGGGCCCGCCAGGAGCAGCUGCAGCUGAUAAACAACCAGCUGCGGGAAGAGGAUGACAAAUGGCAAGAUGACCUGGCUCGUUGGAAGAGCCGUAGAAGAAGUGCUUCUCAGGACUUAAUCAAGAAAGAGGAAGAAAGGAAAAAAAUGGAGAAGUUACUGGCUGGAGAGGAUGGGAUGAGUGAACGAAGGAAAAGCAUCAAAACCUACAGGGAAAUUGUCCAGGAAAAGGAGCGGAGAGAGAGGGAGUUGCAUGAGGCAUACAAGAAUGCACGGUCCCAGGAGGAGGCGGAAAGGAUCCUCCAACAGUACAUCGAGAGGUUCACCAUCAGCGAAGCUGUCCUUGAACGCUUGGAGAUGCCAAAAAUUCUGGAAAGAAGCCAUUCAACAGAGCCAAACUUAUCCUCCUUCCUGAAUGACCCCAACCCCAUGAAAUACCUGCGGCAACAGUCACUGUCUCCACCCAAAUUCACUGCCACCGUGGAAACCACCAUCGCUCGUACCAGUGUACUGGAUGCCAGCAUGUCAGCAGGCAGUGGGUCUCCAAGCAAAACUGUCACUCCCAAAGCAGUGCCUAUGCUGACACCCAAGCCUUACUCCCAGCCCAAAAACUCUCAAGAGGUCCUGAAGACCUUCAAGGUAGAUGGGAAAGUCACCAUGAAUGGAGAGACGGUUCACGUUGACGAGGAGGAGAAGGAAAGAGAGUGUCCCCCCGUGGCACUUGCCCCCUCGUUGACCAAAUCCCAGAUGUUUGAAGGUGUGGCCAGAGUGCAUGGGUCCCCCAUGGAGCUGAAACAAGACAACAGUAGCAUUGAGAUCAACAUAAAGAAGCCAAGUUCUCUUCCCCAAGAGCUGACGGCAACGACUGAAGAAACUGAAACAAACAGUCAAGAAGAUGAGAAUGAUGGUGAAAAAACAGAAAAAGGGAAUACAGAAGUUGCCUCAUCAGAGCCACAGUGUUUUACAUCAACUGUGACUCGAUCCAGCCCGACCGUGGCCUUUGUGGGGCUCUCCUCCAGCCCCCAGGUGAAGAACGAGGUGCCAGAAGAGAAAGACCAGAAGAAACCGGAAAACGAAAUGAGUGGAAAGGUGGAACUGGUGCUGUCACAAAAGGUGGUAAAGCCAAAAUCUCCAGAACCAGAAGCAACCCUGACGUUUCCAUUUCUGGACAAAAUGCCUGAAAGCAGCCAAUUACCUUUGCCAAAUCUCAGUUCUCAAGUGGAUUCUCCAAGCAGUGAAAAGUCACCUGUAACUACGCCUUUGAAGUUGUGGGCUUGGGACCCGGAAGAGGAACGCAGGCGACAGGAAAAAUGGCAACAGGAGCAGGAACGUUUGCUCCAGGAGAGAUACCGGAAGGAACAGGACAAGCUGAAGGAAGAGUGGGAAAAGGCCCAAAAGGAGGUGGAAGAGGAAGAGCGCAGAUACUAUGAGGAGGAGCGCAAAAUAAUUGAGGACACUGUAGUUCCAUUUACUAUUUCUUCAAGUUCUGCAGACCAGCUGUCUACAUCCUCCUCUGUGACUGAAGGCAGUGGGACAAUGAAUAAGAUGGACUUGGAAAACUGUCGAGAGGAAGAACAAAAGACAAGACAGAAGAAACCAUUCCAGGGGGAUAACAGUGGCUCAUUGCUUAAGACUAAGGAAGGUGAUCCACUGGAGGAAAAGGGCAGCUUAACUCAAGGAGUCUUGACUCAUUCUGAGAACCCUGCAUUGAAAGGAAUAUAUCAGGACCUCCAGCUGGAUACAGAAGCUGGGGCCUCACCCUGUGGGAUGAACCCACAGCUAGCUCAGGAUCCAUCCCAGAAUCAGCAGGUAUCAAACCCACCAAUGCACAUUUUAGAAGAUGUGAAGCCAAAAACCCUCCCAUUGGACAAAAGCAUUAAUCAUCAGAUUGAGUCUCCGAGUGAAAGGCGGAAGUCUAUAAGUGGGAAGAAGCUGUGCUCUUCGUGUGGGCUUCCAUUGGGUAAAGGAGCUGCAAUGAUCAUCGAGACCCUCAAUCUCUAUUUUCACAUCCAGUGCUUUAGGUGUGGAAUUUGUAAAGGACAGCUUGGAGACGCAGUGAGUGGGACGGAUGUUAGGAUUCGAAAUGGUCUUCUAAACUGUAAUGACUGCUACAUGCGAUCCAGAAGUGCUGGCCAACCCACAACAUUGUGACGUGGUUUUCAACCUUCCGGAUCACUCACCAUUUCCUUACUGAGGGUGUCCCCUGGCAAUCGUUUAACAAAACCCUAAGUGCAGGGGCUCUUCAGCAUUCAUCUAAUUUCUGAAAGGCUAUUCUAAAAGAUGGUAUCUGUUGUUUUGUAGCACAGUGUUUGUGUUUUUCCUGCUUUCCUUUUUUUUUUUUUUUUUUGGCAUUUGCACAGUAUAUACAAAAGAAUAUUGAAUUGUAACGAUAUUGAAUAGUUCCAAAAAAAGGUCUUAGCAUGGUCAAACAGGCUUACAGUUUAAAAUGUGUUAUUCUCUUCUUUGGGAGUUAAUGAGAUAAAUGAUGCAAUAAACCUGGGGAUUUUUUAGCAUUUCUAGGAAUUAAAAACUUUGUGUUUACAGAAUUGAGCUGCAGAAAAUGCAGGACAUGCCAAUUUGAGACAUGUGGUCUUCUGAGACAGGAGCAUACAGUUAAUGCAUUUCAGAAACUAAAAAUCAGACCAUCUAGCUCUGAGUUAUAACUUGUUUUUAAUGCAAAGAUGCUAGUCUGAUAAUAUAUACUGUAAUCCUGAAACAUUUGUGUUACUUACUUUUUGAGGUGGAAGUCAUACCAAUAAAUUAUUGCACCGUUAGUGUUAGAUUCUGUGUCCUUUGGAAGUUAUGCCAUUGCUGUAGGCUGACCCAUCACAUAGAGAGAACCCUUGCUAUAUGGGCUAGGCUUACACUCUGGGACAUUGCCCAAGGGUAGGAAGAAACCAGAGGGACAUAAUUCAGUCAUCAUUACCAAAAUCUGUGAGGAAGUUUAAUCUUCCAAAGAGUGGUGAGUCAAUGAUAGCCAGGAGGGCUUUGUUGCUUGCUUCUCUUCAGGCUCUAGAUUCAAUAAGAGGCUCAGUGUGGGACAUAUGGAAGCUCUCACUGAGAUCAGCCCAUCAUUAGGUGUGACCACCACUCACCCUUGCCUGCAAGUUCUCCUUGGGGGUCUGAAGCCCAGGUGGCUAAAGUAAAGCAUUAAGUCCAUCUUAAUAGAAUCUGAAUGACAUAUGAUGUGAGAAGCCACUAGCACGUGAUCGACAAGAACCUACUGUUCACAUCGUGCCCUGUCCACCCUCCUGGAUACCUACCUGCUCUCCUCACGCCCUACAUCACCAACUCUCUUUACUACCAAGAAUACUGGACCUUGCUCAUGGAGAAGUUUAGCGAGAAACUCUUGCGGAGAGCUGGUUUAUUUUUUGCCCUGUGUGAUGAAUUUCAUCUGGCCAAGAAAGGAAUCAAGUUACUAAAAAGCAUCACAUUUUAGAUCUCCAGGCAGUUUUCUUUAAGACUGGGGAAAGGGGGACUAUUUAUUCUGCCUUAAAAUGAUGGCAAAUAAGUGAUGAUGACAGAUGACAUUUUGUGAAUGUAGACUCCGGAUAUACUCCUAAUAGGUUAAUGUAGUCAUAAAAAGAAAUCAAGUAGAUGUUUUUCUGUUAUGUAAGCAAUAAUUUUUUUUCUGUGUCUUAUUGAAUAUGACUAGCAAUUAUUUAUUUACAUGCUAGACGGUUCUCUGCAUGCGGGUUCCAUGUAAGUACAGAAAUUUCCUCAGCCACUGGAGGUAUCUUGACCAUUUUGUCAUUUGGAUGAGCUGUUGUUAGAUUGAAAUUUACACAUCAUCUCAUUUAAAAUUGUGCCUUAGAAAAUGCAAAGCUGUUACACAUAGUCAGUGAUGAAUUAAGGAUGCAGUACAUUGAAGAGAGAUGAAGUCCCCUCCAAGUUCUCAAGACUUCUCGUGGAGGUGUUCGCUGUUUUACGGGAGGAAAAAAAUUUAAAAAAAGAAAAAGAAAAAUAGAAAAACUAAAAAAAAGUACGUUUUGAACAUGUACAGAUUAAGUCCAAUAUUUUGAUUAACCACCUGCAUGUUUUAUUAAAUAUUUUGAUAAUGUGGAUGUUUACACUUUGCAUGAUCCUAGCAGAGUACUUUACCACCAGUAAUGCACAAACAUGUACAAUAUGAUUCUUCAUAACCGAUUUUUCUAGAAUACUUUUUACAUGUGGAACUCCAUCUGUUCUGUAAGGAUUCUAUGAAUAUUGCACAUUCUCUUCUGGUUUCACAAACUCAUUUAUACAUAUUUCUUAGUGAGACUCAUUGUACAUUGUAUUGAAGCUAGAAUCAAGAAAACUAAAGCCCCGUCUCCAACUGCGAAAUGUGCUUUUCCAUAAUGAACAAUAGUCACCAGCACAGAAUAAUCUCCAACAUUUUCUAAAUUCUAAUUGCCAACUGUUUCUAUUUAUAUUUGAUUUAUAUUUCAUUUGGAGUCUGUUACAUGGCAGCUCGGGCAGACUAGAUCUUGUUUUUUCCAAUGCAGCAUAAUGAGUAUGAUCUAUUUCUUUUCAAAUAAUCUUUGAGAUCCCAGGAAAAAAAAAAGUGCUCUGCUCUGUUGAGCUACAAUGUAAAUGUGUUUGUUUAAAAAACAGAUGAGGCAAGUGAGUGAUUUAUUGUUCCUGAGGAAGUAUAUCUUUUUUUUUUUUUCUUAUACUUCAAAAGCUUGUCCCUUCUCUUUCUUAAGGAAAAAAAAUGGGUAACUCUUUGUUUUUCACUUGCAAACUUUCAUGACAUGUGUUCAUUCGUUCCGUGUAGUGUUACUAAUGCAAUACAUAUUAUAGUUAUCUAUACACAGUGUAAGACUUAACAGGCUGAAAUGAUCCACCUCAUAUGUGAGUCCGUCCAAAAGAUGUUACUGUUCUGGGUGGGCCAAUGUUCUAUAUCAGUUACACUAACCUUCAUUUAAAAUAUUUAUUCUAAAAUGCCUCUGAGAAAUAGUAAAAAAUAAACAUAAAAAAGUUGUCUAAAAUGCAACAGCUUUUAUAGUAAAUGUACAUUUAUAAAUAAAAUACUCAAAUCAA